Argentina anserina (silverweed cinquefoil) is the source of this 2633-nucleotide messenger RNA. Its product is annotated as disease resistance protein RUN1-like. The record is from RefSeq and is a predicted model, not a curated record. Gene Ontology annotation, molecular function: ADP binding. Gene Ontology annotation, biological process: signal transduction; defense response. NCBI's taxonomy places the organism in Eukaryota, Viridiplantae, Streptophyta, Magnoliopsida, Rosales, Rosaceae.
CGUAGCUAUCCAAAAAUUCCACAUAACGUACUAUUUGUAUAUUUUCUUAGUUUCUUAGAAAAAUGAUGUCACAAAGUCGACUCAAAAGUCCAAAAUUUUCACCGGCCGACAUGGCCACUAUAUAUCCAUUUCCUAGUCUAGCUAUGUAUCAAAACUUUCAUUUGGUCAUUGAUCGUUCCUGAAUUCAUCGAACCAUGGCUGAAGAAAGCUCCUCUUCCAAUAGUGGUGCUUCUCAUUGCAGGUAUCAUGUGUUCUUGAGUUUCAGGGGUGAAGACACCCGCAAGACUUUCACCGACCACCUCUACACGGCCUUCAAGGAUCAAGGCUUUCGCACAUUCCGGGAUGACGAUGAACUUGAGAGAGGAGAAGAUAUCAAUCCGGGUAUUAAGAGAGCCAUUCAGCAGUCGAGAAGUUCUGUUAUUGUGUUCUCAAGUGAUUACGCUUCUUCGAGCUGGUGCCUUAACGAGCUGCUGAUGAUACUGAAACGCAAGAAGACCUCAGAUCAUGUAGUUUUGCCUGUCUUCUACGACGUUGAUCCAUCCCAAGUGAGGAAGCAGACGGGUAGUUUUGGGGAGGCAUUUUCCAGACACCAAGAGACUCACCCGUCGGAGAAGAUUAAAAAAUGGAAGCACGCACUUAAGAAAGUUGCAAAUCUUGGAGGGAUGGUCUUAAGAAACCAAGAUGACGGGUACGAGUCAAAAUUUAUUAAAACAAUCGUUAAAGAGAUAGGUGACAAGCUUAGUCGUACAGUACCACUGAGCGUUGGCUCUAAUCUGAUUGGAAUCCAUGCUCGAGCCAACAAAAUUAAUCGGUGGAUACAAGAUGAACCAGAUGGUGUCGGCAUUCAUGUAAUUUUUGGGAUGUCUGGAAUAGGGAAAACGACAGUUGCAAAACAUGUGUAUAAUUCAAACUUCAAUAGUUUCGAAGGAAGCAGCUUCAUUGAAAAUAUAGAAACCUCAGAACAAAUUAAUGGCAUAGUUAAAUUACAAAAACAGCUCCUUCAUGAUAUCUUGAAUGGAAGAGAAGUAAAGAUACGAAAUGCUAGCGAAGGAAAAAGUGCCAUAGAAGAUGCCAUUAGCUGCAAAAGAAUUCUUCUUGUUCUCGAUGAUGUGGAUCAUAUGGAUCAAUUCGAACCAUUACUUACGAUGAAAGAUCGAUUUUAUAAAGGAAGUAAGAUCAUAAUAACAACAAGGCGUGCAUGGGUAUUAAAGGCUGAAGGAAUUACUAAGGUGCAUUAUGUUCGAGCUUUGAAAGAUAAUGAAUCAUUGACGCUCUUCAGUUUGCAUGCUUUUCGACAAGAACAUCCUAUCGAAGGCUACAUGGAACAGACUGAAAAGUUUGUACGCCACUGUGCGGGGCUUCCAUUAGCUCUUCGAGUUUUGGGUUCUUCCCUAUUCGGGGAAAAUGUUGUUGUAUGGGAGAGUGCAUUAAGAAAACUAGAAUCUAUUCCGAAUGGUGAAAUCGUGCAUAAACUCAGAAUGAGCUAUGAUGCACUGGAUAAGCACGACCAGGAAGUGUUUCUCCACAUUGCUUGUUUCUUCAUUGGAAAUGAGAAAGAUUACACAGUUGAUGUACUAGAUGGAUGUGAGUUCUACACAACUAUUGGCAUCAUAAAUCUCAUUGAUAGAUGCUUGGUAGCAAUUGGAGCCAAUAACAAGCUGGUGAUGCAUGACAUGGUUCGUGAUAUGGGAAGAGGAAUUGUUCGCCUAGCAGCAGAGGAGCCUCGGAAGCGUAGUAGAUUAUGGCAUCACAAGGAAUCUUUCAAAGUACUGAAAGAAAAGAAUGGUACAAAAAAGAUUGAAGGCCUUGAAUUGGACAUGAAAGGGCACCUUGGAGUAACUACUCCUUCAAAAAAUGAGCUCAUUUUGCAAUGCAUUUACAAGGAUGAACAAACUAAGACUACUCCGGCUUAUUUAAAUCUAAGUGGGAAUCCAAUUUCUUGCCUUCCAAAUUGCGUCAAGGGUCUCACAACAUUACAAUUACUCUCUCUAGAGAACUGUUUGAGCGUCAAAUCUCUUCUAGAGCUACCAGAAGUAGGUUUCUACUUAACUGUGUCAGGUUGCGAAUCCUUGGAAAGAAUAACGUAUCAAUCAAGUAGGCCCGCGCCUAACAUGAGUGGUAGAAACUACAGCCUAGUUGACUGGGAAUACAAAUACAAGUUAGCACCCAUUCGAAGUGUUGAUGGAGAGAUUCUCAAAUUUUUAGGCUUGAGCAACCUGGACUUCGACUUGAUGCCAAACGUUCGGAUGUGCAAACCAUAUCAAGGUUACGACAUAAUUCAUCAGGGUGGAAUCCAGGGACUGCAUGAUUAUGAAGGUACGAGAUCGCGAUCCUUUAGAGGAAAUGCAAGAAAGAUAAGUAUGUUCAGCACAUUUCUUCCUUGGAAUGAAGUGCCAGGCCAAUUUAGUCAUAGAACUAAAGGUUCCUCCCCAAUAUCAUUUACCGUGCCUUUGCCUUCACUUCAUGAUCUCAGAAUCCGAGGGUUUAACAUCUUCAUUGUCUAUGCAAUUUCUAACAAUGAAGAUAAAAGAUAUUCUUCUAGUAGUGACCAAGGUUCAAUAACUAUUCAAUGUUUGGUUCUUACGAAGUUACUGUUCACGGGGUACUAUUCACGGGUACUGUUCAUGUAUUAA